Striga asiatica is the source of this 546-nucleotide messenger RNA. NCBI's taxonomy places the organism in Eukaryota, Viridiplantae, Streptophyta, Magnoliopsida, Lamiales, Orobanchaceae. The record is from the annotation of a GenBank genome assembly.
AUGGCUUUAACUCCUGUUCAAUAUGCUAUGGUUGUGGCCAGCCUAGGCACUGCAUCCUUUAUCCUUGGAAUUUUGGCUGAAAUCAAGAAGCCAGCAGCAGGGGAAGCCAUUACUGGAAAAGGAGUUAUAAUAUGUAAAUAUCCAUACGAUCCUUCGGUGUUCCUCGGAUACAUCUCGACCGCACUUCUUGUGGCUGCCUCAGUUGCCGGAUAUCUCUCUCUAUUUUACCCUUACAAAGGCAAAUCUGUCCCAAGGACUGCGAUUUUCAGCUCCAGAUGGUGCACUUCUUACAUCUCUAUUGCAUUGGGCUCAACAGUGUUUGCUGCAAUAUUUCUAAUAUGGCCAACUAUACAAGGCCACAUCCACCACACCAAAAAUGUCCACACCGACCUCGAAUUUGACUGUGCCACGGCAAAGACGGGCCUACUCGGUGGCGGUGCCUUUGCCUCCCUAAACUCGUCGCUUUUGUGGUUGGUUGCUCUCAUGCUCGCGAACAAUGCGCGUGAGGACUACUUUCAAGAUGCCGAGUCGAGCGAGCUAAUAUAA